AUGUGGCGUAUCGUGCUAGUGUGUUAUGUGCUCGUCUGCUCAGCUGCACACGAUCAUAAAGAUGACCACGACCACGUACUAGGUGGAGACGGCCACAAAGGUCACGGGCAUCACAAUCAUGGGCAUCAUGACCAUGAUAUUAUAGAUGGUCGCCCGGUGGUGCGCAGUCCGUCAGGUGAGUUUCGCGGAGGCUAUAAUGUAACAAGAAAAGGACGUCAGUUUGAGACUUACCGGGGUAUUCGCUACGCCGAGCCCCCUGUCGGAGAACUUCGGUUUCAGCCACCUCGACCGAUCACCCACUAUCCCACACCAGUAGACGCACGCUCAGAUGGACCCGCUUGCCCCCUCCCGGCAUCUCCCACAUACCCUGUCGAUGAGGACUGCCUCACCAUCAAUGUAUAUACGCCUCUCUUCACCGAUAGAAAAAAGCCUUUGCCGGUAAUAUUCUUCAUCCAUCCGGGCGGCUUCUAUGUUAUGACGGGUCGUUCAGAUCUCGCGGGACCGCACUACCUCUUGGACAGGGAUGUCGUUCUAGUCACCAUCAACUAUCGCCUCGGCUCACUUGGAUUCCUCAGUACUGGAGACGCAGUGGCUCCGGGCAAUAACGGCUUUAAAGACAUGGUGGCAGCCUUGCGAUGGGUCAAUCGGAACAUUCGGGCCUUCGGAGGAGAUCCCGACAAGGUCACGGUGGCAGGAUGUAGCGCAGGAUCCAUCAGCGCCAUGCUCAUGAUGGUAUCGCCCAUGGCCACAGGUCUAUUUCACCGGGCAAUAUCGAUGAGCGGCUCCCCUUUGGGAAAAGUGCCUCUGCCUAGUGAGCAGCGCCACCUGGCGGUUCGUCAGGCAGAGCUGCUCAAUUGCCCGACUCAUAGCUCACAAGCUAUCGUCGAUUGUCUGAAGACUAAGCCUUGGAGGGACCUAGGGAACUCGCUCUAUGGAUUUUAUGAAUUCGGAUUCGACCCAGUGGGUAUCUGGACAGCCGUGGUCGAACCCGACUUCGGGCAGGAAAGGUUUCUCGCAUCUCAGCCCGAUGAGGCCAUCCGAGAGAAGAAAUUGUAUGCCGUGCCUCAUCUCGUCAGUCAGACACAGGACGAGUUCUUUUGGAUGGCAUUCACCGUGACUCGCAACGACACCCUCCGAGAGCAGAUGAACUCCGAGUGGGAGAGAGUGGCCCCUAUCUCCUUCCUGCUCCCGCGAGACAACGCCGAAGUUCCGACGCGCACCCUUCGUCGGGUGUAUCUUAAGAACCGUCCUCUAAAGAACGAUGAAACCAGCGCACACGACCUCGGAAGACUCUACGCCGACUCUGUUGAGAGUUUUCCUGUCUACAGAUUGGCGAGGCUGAUGACCCUGCAUUCGCCGCGACCCGUUUACGAGUACGAGUGGGGCUACAUCGGGAACCACAGCCAUUACGAGGACCCCAAAACUAUGAAACCCCUAGGAGCGGCACAUCACGAUGAGCUGAUCUACCUGUUCACUCUGCCUUACCGAUUCCCUGCCAUUGGCCUCGAAGGCCGCGACGCCGUCAUGGUCGACCGCAUGACUGCGCUCUGGUUCAACUUUGCCAAAUACGGAGACCCGAAUCCUCAAGGUGACACGCCAGAGUUGGGCGAAUUGGUCUGGCCCAAGAUGACGUCACACGACAUGACGUAUCUGCGCAUCGACAACGACUUCUCCCUGAGGAAGGACCUGUUCAAGGAUAAAGUCGGAGUGUGGGAUGAAUUGUAUCCUAUGAAAUAUUAA
This is a messenger RNA of Pieris macdunnoughi, 1740 nucleotides long. The record is from the annotation of a GenBank genome assembly. NCBI's taxonomy places the organism in Eukaryota, Metazoa, Arthropoda, Insecta, Lepidoptera, Pieridae.